Messenger RNA from Heterocephalus glaber (naked mole-rat), 978 nucleotides. Lineage: Eukaryota; Metazoa; Chordata; Mammalia; Rodentia; Bathyergidae. The record is from RefSeq and is a predicted model, not a curated record.
GGGAGCGCGGGCAGCGUCUGCCCCCGCCUCCGUGCCGCCCGCGCGCAACAGUUUCCCCCAAAGUUGCAGCCCAGGAGGCGGGCACGCCCAGGCGGCUGAGGGGCGGGUGGCCGGUUGGGGACGCGGCCUCGCGGCCCAGCGCAGACCGUCCCGGCGGGCGGCAGCAUGGGUACCCGGCAGACCAAGGGCAGCCUGGCGGAGAAAGCCAGCCCCGGCGCAGCGUCCGGCCCCCGCCGCGAACGGCCAGACUUCUGGGCGUCGCUGCUGCUGCGCGCCGGGGACAAGGCGGGGCGCGCGGGCGCCGGCGCGGCGCUUCCCCCCUACCACCGGCGUGUCUGCAUGGUCCAGGAGCUGCUGCGGAUGGUGCGCCAGGGCCGGAGGGAGGAGGCGGGGACGCUGCUGCAGCACCUGCGCCAGGACCUGGGCAUGGAGUCGACCUCCCUGGACGAUGUCCUGUAUCGAUAUGCCAGCUUUCGGAACCUGGUGGACCCCAUCACACAUGACCUCAUCAUCAGCCUGGCACGCUAUAUCCACUGCCCUAAGCCGGUAGGGCAGCUGUGGCCUAAGCCAGCCUGGCCCUGGGGUGUGAGGUGGGCGCCUGUUUGGACAAAGUCAUUCAGGGCCCAAGGAAAAUGAGCCCCCUCCUUCAGGCACCAAGAGGGUGGGCUUGAGGUACCCUCCUACUGGUACCAUCAACCCUGGAAGGUUUUGUCGGGCCUAUGGAUAAAUUCAUUGCCAACAUUUUAAAAAUUAAUACUUUAUAUAACCCCUAUAUUCUGCUGACCUUAAAAAGAGUGGAAACUCCAGCACCAUGUGGCCUUCAUUCCAACAGGGCUCUGGGGAACAGUGUCACAUCGCCCCCACCACUUCACUCUUCCUGCCUGAUCCCCCACAGCUCAACAGGAAAUACUCCAGGGCUCUCCAGGCUCUAAGACGCUACUCAGCCCCUCUGGCUGAGAGAUUCUGGCCCUGAUCCUG